Messenger RNA from Glycine soja, 2000 nucleotides. RefSeq names its product cytochrome P450 87A3-like. Gene Ontology annotation, molecular function: oxidoreductase activity, acting on paired donors, with incorporation or reduction of molecular oxygen; iron ion binding; heme binding. The record is from RefSeq and is a predicted model, not a curated record. The transcript is spliced from 9 exons. Bases 193 to 1641 code for a protein of 482 amino acids. Lineage: Eukaryota; Viridiplantae; Streptophyta; Magnoliopsida; Fabales; Fabaceae. Gene Ontology annotation, biological process: sterol metabolic process.
ACUCCUUUCUGCCCAUUCUUCCCUCCUUACCCACUUUCUUCAUUUAUGGCUCUCUGAACCUGUCCAUUCCUUUUUAAUUCUAAUAACAACACCCUUUUCAGCACUUCACUCUUAUAAUAUAUAUUAUUAUCAUCUCCUCUCUUCUUAUUAAAGAGUUCCGUUCCUUUUUAUUUUUCAAAAAUAAAAAUAAAAAUGUGGGCUCUUUUUCUUGGAGCAUUGGUUAUUAUAGGCAUAACACAUUGGGUUUAUAGAUGGAGAAAUCCUAGUUGCAAUGGCAAACUCCCUCCAGGUUCAAUGGGUUUCCCCCUUCUGGGUGAGACCCUUCAGUUUUUCUCCCCUAACACCAAUUCUGGAAUUCCUCCUUUCAUCAAGCAGAGAAUGAAAAGGUAUGGACCAAUCUUCAAGACCAACUUGGUUGGACGACCAGUUGUAGUAUCAACGGACCCUGAUCUUAAUCACUUCAUCUUCCAACAAGAGGGGCAAGUGUUCCAAAGCUGGUACCCAGACACAUUCACAGAAAUCUUUGGGCGACAAAAUGUUGGCUCCUUACAUGGGUUUAUGUAUAAGUACCUUAAGAACAUGGUGCUCAAUCUGUUUGGUCCUGAAAGCCUUAAAAAGAUGCUCCCAGAACUUGAACAAACAACGUGCAGAACAUUAGAGCAGUGGUCAUGUGAGAACAGUGUUGAAUUGAAGGAAGCAACAGCAAGGAUGAUAUUUGAUUUGACCGCGAAAAAACUCAUCAGUUAUGAUUCAACAAAGUCCUCGGAGAAUUUAAGGGAAAACUUUGUUGCAUUUAUCCAAGGACUCAUCUCCUUCCCCCUAGACAUUCCAGGAACAGCUUAUCACAAAUGCCUGCAGGGUAGGAAAAGGGCAAUGAAGAUGCUGAAGAACAUGCUGCAGGAAAGACGGAGAAUGCAAAGGAAAGAGCAAACAGAUUUCUUUGACUAUGUUGUUGAAGAACUUAAGAAAGAGGGAACAAUCCUCACUGAAGCGAUCGCCCUGGACCUCAUGUUUGUGCUCCUCUUUGCAAGCUUUGAAACCACUUCUCUCGCUCUCACUUAUGCCAUAAAAUUACUCUCGGACAAUCCCGUAGUGCUCAAGCGAUUACAAGAAGAACAUGAAGCCAUCCUCAAACAACGUGAAGAUCCUAACUCCGGAGUCACGUGGAAAGAAUACAAAUCAAUGACAUUCACAUUUCAGUUCAUAAAUGAAACCGUGAGACUCGCAAAUAUUGUUCCAGGAAUCUUCCGAAAGGCACUGAGGGAAAUUAAUUUUAAGGGAUAUACGAUACCAGCAGGUUGGGCAGUGAUGGUGUGUCCCCCGGCUGUGCACUUGAAUCCAGCUAAAUAUCAUGAUCCCCUUGCUUUCAACCCAUGGAGAUGGGAGGGAGUGGAACUACAUGGUGCCAGCAAAAAUUUCAUGGCUUUCGGCGGAGGCAUGAGAUUUUGUGUUGGAACGGACUUCACUAAAGUUCAGAUGGCUAUGUUUAUUCAUAGCUUGUUAACCAAGUACCGGUGGCGACCCAUCAAAGGAGGAAACAUCCUUCGAACUCCUGGUUUACAGUUUCCAAAUGGCUUUCACGUCCAGAUCAUGGAAAAAGAUCAAAGGAAGCAGGAACCAGAAUAUACCACUACAAAUUAGAAACCAAAACUCCGCAAGAGAGACUCAUAUGGUAGAAUUUUAGGCUUCACAUCUUCCCAGACACAAGGCAAUGUAAUUGUUAUGGAAGCCAGAAAAGUAACCAUAAGGGUCUCACUCAGUUUUGAUUAGGUCUCUCAAAAGUUGAGCUUUUAUUAGAUUUUCCUCUCAAUAUACUACAGGGUUUUUUGAAAAACAUGGGUUGAAACCAAAAUAUGACGUGUCUUACCUUGCAAAAAGACAGUGAGGGAGAAGGGAAGGAAAGUUGUACUUUGCUAACAAGUGGUGUAAAUGUUUCAGAUUAUAUCCUGAGUUAAUAUACAAUUUUCUCUUUCAAAGUCACAAUUUUUACUGCUUCCAAA